CUUGUUAGGCCUCGUCAGUUGUCAAAUUGUCAUGACAUUUUGUUGCACUGAAAUCUAAAAAUAAUAGUAAAUUAACAAAAGAUAGGCCGAUUUUCUUAUUCGUUUUAGUGUUUGUAACAUCACAAAAUGUCGGAUAUCAAAAUUGUGGCAGCGAGUAUUGUAAACUUUCUAAAACAGCAGCUGGAAGGCGACAUAUUGAGCGUUGAUUCUCGGGAGAGCGUAGAGGUUGGCGUGCAAUGCAUUGAAACCGCAUUUGAGCUGAGUCCUGAAGACGCUGCUCGCGGCGUGGACCUGUUGCAGCUGAUAAGGCAGCAGCGCAGCGGCCAGCCCGCGCCCAACCGGGCCGAAGCAGAGCGAUUGAAGAACGAAGGCAACGAACUGAUGAAAGCGGAACGUCAUCGGGAAGCGCUGGAAAAGUACACACUCGCAAUAGAGAUUGACCCGCGCAACGCUGUAUACUUUUGCAACCGCGCCGCUUCGCAUUUCAAACUCGGAGAGAACGAAGCAGCUGUUGCGGACUGCAUGGCCGCGUUAGCUCUACAGCCAGAUUACGGCAAAGCCCACGGUCGUCUAGGUUUAGCUUUGACCGCGCUCGACAGACAUCGCGAGGCGAGGCAAGCGUUCGCGCGUGCUUCUCAGUUAGAGCCCGAAAACGAAUCUUACAAACAGAACUUGCGAUUAGCCGAUGAGAGGCUGACGCAGCGUGGCGAGCGCGGGCCAAUGGACCUCGGAGGCUUGCUGCAGAACCCGGCACUCCUAAAUAUGGCCACAGAAAUGCUGGCGGAUCCUAACAUGCAGAACCUUAUUUCUGGUUUGAUGACUAACACAACUGGCAAUGCAGCGCCUGGAGCGCCCACAGGGAUGAAUGCACUGUUAGAAGCUGGCCAGGCCCUCGCUCAACACAUGCAGGCUUCAAACCCCGAUUUAGUAGAGCAGUUGAGGAGGCAGGUGCGUCCGCCAGGGCCCGGCGGCAAUCCGCAGUGAAUCUUUUAUCCUAGUCUCUUAAGCCAUCAAUAGAUAUGGGUAAUACGGUUUCGGAUGACCUGUCUGCCUUCUAUAGAUACUAUUUGGAGCUGUAAUAAAUUAUUUUCAAGAAACUAGUUACUGUUUUGAUUAAAUUUAUAGACAAAUUGUAUGCAUAAUAUUGUAUUUUAUUGAAUAGUGAAGUUUCACUAUAUUUGUUCAUUUAUGGGAUAUUGAUGUCUAAAACUAUCAGAUGUAGAUAACUGCACGAAAUACAAUUGUCAUUUAUAUACCUGUAAAUUGGGUCAUGCAUUUAUAUUAUUUACUUGAAAUUCACUAUAUUUAAUUCCUUAAAUAGUAAUUAAUAUUCAUAGAUGCUAUGCUGUUAGAGUAUAUUGAAAAAAUAAGUAUACUUACUUAAUAUUGUGAAGUUAUGGACUGAUUGUGUUCAGGAAAUAAACAUUUACGACUCAAAUCAUGUACCAAAUUAAAUGAGGGAACGCUUCAGUUCAUCUCAAUAUCUAUGUGAAAUAUUGGUGUUUUAUCAAUAAAUUACCUUCGAUUCAA
Molecule: messenger RNA, 1530 nt
Organism: Ostrinia furnacalis (Asian corn borer)
Lineage: Eukaryota; Metazoa; Arthropoda; Insecta; Lepidoptera; Crambidae
Product: small glutamine-rich tetratricopeptide repeat-containing protein beta
Exons: 1
Coding region: 127-984 (285 amino acids)
Biological process (GO): post-translational protein targeting to endoplasmic reticulum membrane
Cellular component (GO): membrane; TRC complex
Molecular function (GO): protein binding; molecular adaptor activity
Source: RefSeq, a predicted model, not a curated record